AUGGAGUCCCCACCCAGGCCAUCCAGGUUCCGUGAUGAUUACCAGACAGACCAGGAAUGGUUUCAUGCUCAGUUGUUCACUGGCAUGCGAAAGAAUAUGGCAGAAGAACACGGGUGUGGUCUGGACUGCAAAGCCUGUGGCGUCAAGAGGGAGCUCUUGCACCGAUACUACGAGGCAACCGCAACAAACACCCUGCUUGCUGAGGCAUUGGAGGCUCAAGCAGGAUAUAUUCAACAACUGGAAAAGUGUAUCAACGAAUACGAGGUGGCUCGAGCCCAGCUUGAUCAACCCUUCCCCCGACCAUUGACAGAGACAAAGAGUAUCAAUGAACGGUGGGGGGAGGCGAUGCUAAGCCUCGGCUCUAUGCUCAUGAUGGAGGACCGCUCUCACCGCUUUCAAAAGAUGUGGGAACGAAUGACGGGUUACCCUUCGAUUUUUGAGAACUGUGAAAAAGUCAUCGAUUCUAUUCGCCAGGUUGGGAAGCAGGCACUCAACAACUUGUGGAGAAAUGACGAGAUUGCCCUUCCAUUUUACAUCAAACCUAGAGGCCGAUAUGAGCUGGGUGACUUCAAAAUCAUGGCACCAGAGGCACGGGACAGGAUGUGGAAGAAAGAGCAGGCUCAUAUUGAAGCAAAGUUAUUUGAUACGCCUCGUCCAUAUCAUGUUGAUACGGAUGUUUCUUCCGAUGAUGGGUUAGAGGACGUCCGUGCGACGUUGGAGCCAGAUUGGGAGGGUCCUUCAGAUUAUGAAUGGAACCAUGGAUAUACUCUGGGGUCGUUGAAGAAAAUCUAUAGAAAUAAAAAUAGUGAUAGUGAUGAGUGA
Histoplasma mississippiense is the source of this 822-nucleotide messenger RNA. RefSeq lists its product with no specific name. Bases 1 to 822 code for a protein of 273 amino acids. The record is from RefSeq and is a predicted model, not a curated record. NCBI's taxonomy places the organism in Eukaryota, Fungi, Ascomycota, Eurotiomycetes, Onygenales, Ajellomycetaceae. The transcript has 3 exons.